CCCCCCUCCCCCUACCCCCUUGUGCGCGCCGCCAAAUUUUGUGAGCGCAUUGCCGGAGCAUUCCAUAUCCUGAACGGGGCAGCCAACGCGCUAUUCCAUAGUAGCGCGGCAUCAAUUUCAUGCCAUGCCGUCAUCUGAAUAACUCUGGUGCAGGCGCUGUUGACGGGUCUCGUGCAACGCAGGUUUGUUCCAGAAUUUCUCGCCGAGGCGAAGUUGCUCGCAUUGCUGGCGGCACUCACCGUACCUCAUUCGGCCGAUCGUGCCGUGACGGACGACAAGACCCCCAGCAAACAAUAUCCAUGGGCAGACAGCUCCGACAAUGGCAGCGCAGCAGCAGCAUGGGGUACACAAGACACGCUGAGCCUCCAACAUCGACACCUACGAGCGAAUCAAGGAAGAAUGGCAAAGAUGGUCGCGGCUCAACUAGAUCAGGCCUGCAACAACACGGGGAACCUUUGGUCAAAGCAGUCUCUGCAGCUGGCGCUCGAGACAUUGCCGCACAAGCCGCCCAACGACAGAAGAAGUUCACGCAACUCGGCGGUGACAUCGUCACCCUUCGCGCUGCCCGACAAGUUCAAGCCAAAGAACAAGACCAGCUUUGGAAGGUGGUCAAGGACCUGCAGAAGGAGCUGGCCCAGGCCGAGCGCAUGGUCGGCAUGGUCACCGCAGAGGACGCAGCCAAGUACGACAGUGGCCCGAGCUCCAGCCUCCUCUGCCUCAACUCGCCCGAGUCGAUCGCGAAUGACUCGAUCCCGCGUGCCUUCUCACCUUGGCUACAAGACGCCUGAGCACUCCAGCCGGCCACCGACUGCCGCAUCCUUGGGGAGGAGCUAGCGCGUCGCUUCCAUAUUCAAUUCUGAGUGCCUGAAGCAGCGGCUGCGUCCAAGCUCAGACAAGUCCGCGGACAAUGGCGCAGGUACGUCGCGCCAGCUGCUGCGUCUGGCCAAGAGGCGCCCGUGUUCGUCGCUCUCGACAGGAGCCCUCGCCAAACCGGAAAAGAGAUCCUCACCAAGAAGCUCUACAGCCACAUCAAGAACGCGAACCCGCACGACGACUGGCGCAUCGACCGCCACAAGAGCCAAACCUCCUGGCGCAGCCUGCCCGUGGCCCGCGUCGAGGUAGGCCGACAGCCCGCGGAGAGACUGACCAUCUACAGGAGCCACGUGGCCUUUGGGGAUCUCACCAGCAACGCGCAGGCCACCUUCGAAUAGCCAGCGCCUGGGACUUCUUCAGCUCCCUGGCCAAGGCCGCUGACGCAGAUGUCGAGUGGCGUCUUUUGCCGAUUGAAAAGUUUCACAUCCCUGAAGUUUUACGCUCGACAGUUAUUUGCGGGAGGCGGGGCCGGCAUGUGUGUUCUUGCCCACUCCGUGUCAUGGAUUUGCCGUGCCUUGCUACAUCGUGAUGUCCCAA
Prorocentrum cordatum is the source of this 1410-nucleotide messenger RNA. NCBI's taxonomy places the organism in Eukaryota, Dinophyceae, Prorocentrales, Prorocentraceae. The record is from the annotation of a GenBank genome assembly.